CCACCUUCCCGGGCAGCCCCUUCCAACGUCUGAUCCCUCUCUCUGUGCGGGUGUCAUGGCGGCCGUGUCCGUGUUCCCGUCGUCGCGGGAGCUCGGCCCGGCGCUGGCGCGGAUCGUGGCCGAGGCGGCGGCCGAGGCGGCGCAGGGGGAGGGCGGGCGGUUCUCGCUGGGGCUCUCGGGGGGCUCCCUGGUGGAGCUGCUGGCGCGAGAGCUGCCGCCCGCCCUCAGCGCGGCCCCCGCCGCCGCCGACCCCGCGCGGUGGCUCGUGGCCUUCUGCGACGAGCGGCUGGUGCCACCCGAGCACCCCGAGAGCACCUGCGGCGCGUACCGGGCCCAGCUGCUGCCCCGGCUGCCCCCCCCCGGCCCGCAGGUGCUGUCGGUGACCCCCGGGCUGGGCCCCGCCGCCGCCGCUAGAGACUACGGGGAACAGCUCCGGAGAGCUUUCCCGGGGCAGCAGGUUCCCGUGUUUGACCUGCUGGUGCUGGGGGUGGGCCCGGAUGGACACACCUGCUCCCUGUUCCCAGGGCACCCCCUGCUCCAGGUGAGCCCCCCUGGGAACCCCGUCACCCCCCCGGCGGAGUGA
Molecule: messenger RNA, 583 nt
Organism: Lepidothrix coronata (blue-crowned manakin)
Lineage: Eukaryota; Metazoa; Chordata; Aves; Passeriformes; Pipridae
Gene: PGLS
Product: 6-phosphogluconolactonase
Exons: 5
Coding region: 56-583 (175 amino acids)
Biological process (GO): carbohydrate metabolic process; pentose-phosphate shunt
Molecular function (GO): 6-phosphogluconolactonase activity
Source: RefSeq, a predicted model, not a curated record